Messenger RNA from Morchella sextelata, 2193 nucleotides. RefSeq lists its product as uncharacterized. Gene Ontology annotation, molecular function: nucleic acid binding; zinc ion binding. Lineage: Eukaryota; Fungi; Ascomycota; Pezizomycetes; Pezizales; Morchellaceae. The record is from RefSeq and is a predicted model, not a curated record. The transcript is spliced from 3 exons. The annotation marks the transcript as partial.
AUGUAUGAGGCCGGCCCUGCUGAACUAUUCGACAACAUCGCCACCCUCGUACUGCGCGUCCGCCUCCAAAGGGACACCCUUCAUACACAACUCACGGCCGCCAAUGAAACCAUCGACAACCUCGAGGAGCAGAUAAACCAGCUCAACCUCGACCUCAAUGUCGCCCGCGCUGCCCCCACCCCUACCGUCGCGGUCCCCGUUGCCGCUGCUCCCCCACCUGCUCCUGUCCCCGCCUUCAGGUCCGAAAAGUUCCCAGACACCGAAAAAUUCGAUGGCACCCGCACCAAGCCCCCCGGAUUCACCACCCAACUUCGAAUGAAACUUGAAGUCAACCACGAUCGGUUCCGAAACGAGGCAGCAAAGGUUAUUUAUGCCGUCAGCCGCUUGGAAGGAAGGGCCCUUGACCAGGUCGUUCUGCUCGUUAACGCUAACCCUGCCGCCCCCUUCUCCUCCGUCACUGCCUUUGUUGCCCACCUGGAAGCCUCGUUUGGAGACCCAGACCCCCGGGGUACCGCCCGCUGCCAACUCGUUGCCCUGAAGCAAGGCAAAGGGGACUUCGCUACCUAUUAUUCGCAGUUCCUCCGCAUCGUGGCAUACCUAGACUACAACGAGGGAGCCAAGAUCGAUGCCCUGGCUGAAGGACUGUCGGAAGACCUGAAGGACGCUAUGACAUACCGGACAGACAGGCCUAAUACCGUCGAAGCCUAUGCCACCAUGUUGAUGACAAUCGAUAACCAGGUUCGGGGCCGCAAAUCUGAACAACGGGCAAUUCGGAAUACAAUGGGACAAUUCACCGCCCCCGCUGCUGUCGCACACCCAUCUCAUACCGCCGGAGGCCUCGCCCCAAUGGACCUCUCCGCUCUCCAAAGCCGUCCCACUCAACGCCCUGCCGCCGAACAACGAUACACUUUUGUCAAUGGACAACGUAAAACCUCUGCUGCCGAAAAGCAAUGGCGAAGGGACAACAAUCUCUGUAUGUACUGUGCCAACCCCGGUCAUGUCUUUGCCAGCUGCCCCUUUGCCAAUCGCCUACGCGGUAACCAACCGGUGAUGAGAGGCGCCCUCCUCGCACCCAGCCAUACGGCCGUCGACCCCGCUGCUCCACCGGCCGCUAUCCCGGGCUUGAUUAAUGGCCCCUGCCCGGGACCUUCCAAUGUUUCUCCUUUGUCUGCGUUUUCUAUCUCUGGCUUCUCGGUAUCGUCUGUGGAGGAUAAAUUGGAUGGGGAUCAUUUUGUUGCUUCUUGUAAAAUUAUAAACAAUAAAACAUCCAUUCAAACUCACGCACUGAUCGAUACCGGUUGCUCCGGAUUCGCAUUCAUUGAUGAAACAUUUGCGCGCCAUAACAACUUCCCACUUCUCCCCCUCAAAUCACCCCGCACUCUUGAAGUCAUCGACGGUCGGCCCAUAUCUUCCGGACAAAUUACCCACCUCUGCUAUCUGCCGCUCUCCAUUGACUCCCACCAUGAAACUACCCCUUUCUUCGUCACCAAACUCGGCUCGUAUCCACUCGUCCUCGGAAUCCCCUGGCUUCAAUUGCACGACGCAACAUUACGGUUUAAGGACAAUAGCAUACUGUUCGACUCCGAAUACUGCAAACGCAAGUGCAACUCUUCCCCGAUACCCGUUCCCAUUAGAGGGGUUGCACCACCGCCCCGUUUUCACCUCGUCAGUUCAGCUGCUCUUUGUCGCUUUGCUCGAAGGGACAAACUCCAAAUCUUUAGUACAACUAUUGAGGAAAUAGAUCAAAUAAUGGGCGAGGCCCCUAAGGAAGACUGGAGGAACCGAGUCCCAACCUGGUAUAAGAGAUCUCAUAAAAUGAUGGACGAAGAAUUCGCUAACGGGAUGCCGCCACGUCGCCCCUGUGAUCAUAAGAUACCGCUCAAGGAAGGGAAAGAGCCCCCUUUUGGGCCACUUUAUGGUAUUAUACCCGUUCUUGGUGGUGUGGGGUUCGGCUUAAGGCUAGAUUUUAGGCCUAAAAUGGUCAAAUCUCGAACAAUCGUAAAAGGCAUGACGUACGGGGGGUAUCCAAUGACACUGAUCCGGCUAAUAAGUCCCGUAUGGGAGGCAUGCGAUGGCACUGUUUCUGCCAAAAGGUCUCGUACGGGAGUGUACGGGAACAUUCCCAAGGCACUACCUCUGCCAAAAGAUCCUGCACGGGGAGAUUCUCAAGGUACAACCUCUGCUAAGGGCGGC